CUGCCGUUCGAGUGGACGUCUUGCUAGUUGGCGCUUCCCCUGAAAAACACUCACGAAAUCAUUCGGAACUCUUGUGUUGAGUGAGUUAGUGAAUUUUAUGUUAAUCUAACAAUUUCUGAGACUCAGUGACUUGUGUUUGUCAGCGUUGGAAUAGUUAUCAUUUCUUUCGAGGCUAAUGGAUCCCAGUAAGACGAGUUGAGCUUCGGAGUGAAACAUGACGCUCGCCGCCAUUGCAUUUUGGCGCGAAAUGCCAAUCGCUGUCACAUUUGCCUUUGUGGCAAUGGUAUGCGUCGUUUCAGCCAGGGACAUUGUCUUGGAUGACUCCUACACAGUGAUAGAAGCUGCCUCGAAUGAGAGGAUACGUCUUAUCUGCGGUCUCAAGCCCAGAAACCAAGUUCAAGGUGUGAGGUGGUUCUUCGACGGGAAACCUUUAGACGCCCAGACAAAAAACCGAUUGGUUCAACAGCGGCAAUACUUGAGAAUUAAAGGUUUCCGUCCUAACUUUGCUGGAGUGUACGCCUGUCAAAACGAGGAAGACAACUCUAGAGAAGUCAGUGUCACCAUCAAACAUAGACCUGAGCCAUAUCCAGAUAACAUUGAUGAAUACCAGGCUGAUGAUGUUCACCAAUUAAUGCCAGAAAUUCUCUCUCAGCAUGCAGCCCAAUUAGUUGAUAACAAUACGAUAGAAGAAAACUCCACUGACCCUAAAUAUGAUAUCAAAGAUGAUGAUCCUGAUGAGAGGAGUGAAAAAGAUCAUCUGAAUUAUGGACACGUUGAUGAUACUAAAUCGAAAUAUGCACCGAAAUUCAAACAUCCGCUAAAGAUGUUCAACAUGGAAAUGAAACCGGCUGGAAGUUCAAUUAGGUUCAAAUGUGCCGCUGAAGGUAACCCCAUGCCAAACAUAACGUGGUAUAAAAAUAAUGGGACGCCGAUAUCCAGAAGUUACUUUAAGCCAUCUUAUGGAAAGUGGUCUAUGGCUUUAGACGAACUUACAAAAGCUGAUAAUGGGAACUAUACCUGCAAAGUUUGCAAUGAUCUAGGAUGUGUUCAACACACUUAUAUUUUGCAUAUACAAGAGCGUUUAUACGCAAAGCCAGUGCUAACUCAAGCCGCUGUUAACCAGACGAAACUCGUUGGCCAAACAGCAAAGUUUAGCUGCGAAUUCCUAUCUGACUUACAUCCUUCAGUUUAUUGGAUGUAUUUCAACAAACACGAGAAUGUCUAUAAUGAGUCCACAAUUGACGCGUCGAGUAAAGAGUCCGUGGUUUAUAAAGACGUUACUAAAAUCGUUGUGAGUGAAAAUCCUGAAGACAAGCCAGAACAGUUAACAAUAUACAACGUGACGAAAGAGGACGAGGGUUGGUAUGUGUGUGUGGCACUGAAUACCCUGGGAAAUACAACCGCUAAAGGAUACCUUACUGUCGUUGACUCAUAUCCAGUACCGGAAGCAUUGGACCACGGUAAACACACGCUACUGACCAACAUCUUAACAGCGGUGCUAGGUGCGAUGUUCUUCGUGGCAGCAAUCAUUGUGGUGAUGAUCUUCAAGAAGCUGAAGCAAGAGAAGUUGAAGAAGCAACUUGCCUUGGAAACGGCGAGAGCUGUGAUCGUGACACAUUGGACGAAGAAGGUCACGGUUGAGAAGCCACAGUUGAAUGGAUCGCCAACUACGACUGGGGAAGCUUUGUUGAUGCCAGUUGUAAAGAUUGAGAAGCAGAAAUUAUCUCAAGUGCAGAACCACUCUGACUCUAUGAUGAUGUCAGAAUACGAGCUUCCAGUGGACAUAGACUGGGAAGUACCGCGCGAUUCGCUCACUGUGGGAAAGAUUCUUGGGGAGGGUGAAUUUGGCAAAGUCGUGAAAGCUGAUUGCGUUGGUAUACUAAAACCUGGAAUGCAAUCUAUUGUAGCGGUUAAGAUGUUGAAAGAGGGCCACACUGAUGCUGAAAUGAUGGCGCUGGUGUCAGAGAUGGAGAUGAUGAAAAUGAUUGGGAAACAUGUGAAUAUCAUCAACUUGUUGGGUUGUUGCACUCAGGAUGGACCACUGUACGUCAUUGUAGAGUACGCGCCUAACGGAAACCUGAGAGAGUUCUUGAGAAAUCAUCGGCCUGGUAACAGAUACGAAUCUCCGACAGAAGACUUGAAGGAAAAGAAAACAUUAACGCAAAAGGAUUUAGUGUCCUUCUCAUACCAAGUUGCAAGAGGAAUGGAGUAUUUAGCUUCCAGACGGUGUAUUCAUCGCGACCUGGCCGCCCGUAAUGUGCUGGUAUCGGAUGACUGCGUGCUCAAAAUAGCUGACUUCGGCCUCGCGAAGGAUGUCCACAGCAAUGACUACUACCGGAAGAAGACAGAGGGUCGGCUGCCAGUUCGGUGGAUGGCGCCGGAAUCGCUUUACCAUAAGGUGUUCACCACGCAAACUGACGUAUGGUCGUUUGGAGUAUUGCUGUGGGAGAUAAUGACGCUUGGAGGUACACCAUAUCCCACGGUUCCUGGACAGUAUAUGUACCAGCACCUGAGCGCUGGACACCGAAUGGAGAAACCGCCAUGCUGCAGCCUUGAAAUCUAUAUGUUAAUGCGCGAAUGCUGGUCUUUUUCUCCAAACGAUAGACCGUCAUUCACUGAACUUGUAGAAGACCUAGAUAAAAUAUUAACAGUGACGGCGAACCAAGAGUAUCUGGACCUUGGCCUCCCGCAGUUGGACACCCCACCUUCUAGUUACGACGGCUCUGGUGACGAAAGUGACAGUGAAUUCCCUUUUAUAAAAUAGCAAGAUUGAACGUGUAUCAAACUUUUGCUUUUCCCGCCAAUUUCUUCUAUUGUCUCUGAGCUGACAUACGAACUGUGUAGUUGAAUAAUAUUGACAGUGACAUACACGUAGAAGAAUACUUUGACAUUUCGAUGGUGCGUUUAUUGCGUCUCUUGUGGCGCGAAAACUGUUUGAAUAAUUAUUAAUUAAUUAUUAUGUCAUAUGUAAGUUGGCGUGUGGUAUUUAAACGAAGUAGUUGUCAAUAGUAAUUAAUGAUUAAUGGUCUGAAAAUGUAUAUUUUAAUACUUCAACCAAUAAUGCUUGAUUCAUACAUAAUAACGGGUUAAAACGCCAGAAAAGCCCUCGCAUAGGCGCCAUUUUACAUUUGACAUGGCUUGAAUUUUUAGCGAUAGCUAACAGCCUAGCGAAACUCUAUAUGAAAAAAGUGAUUUAACUCAAUUGUAUGAAACGUGCAGUCAUUGAUAGAUUGACAGAUGACGGCUAUAAUCUUGUAAAAAAUGGAGAUAGCCGAAAUCAACUACGCUUUGAGCAACUGUUCGCUUUCAAACUUAGCCGGAUUAUACUUCGUCGUCAAUCGCCAUACUGUAAUUACUACCAUUUCAAACUUAUGUCAAAUGACUGCACGUUUCAUACUAAACUUUUCAAUUUUUACUCAGGCAGUCCUGCCUCUUAUUACGUCGUAUUUAUAUCCUCUUUGAUAACUAAUUUAUUUGAAUGGUAUUCUAAAACUAGUUAGUAUAAAUAUGCCUUAUGGAAUCUCAGUAUUAAAACAUGUUUAAUUUUUUUUUCUAAUAGAUACUUUUUACCAGAGCGUUUGAAUAGCAUUUUUAAUUUCAAACAUUAAUUGAUUAUUAACAUACUUUUUUAUUUAUCUUAUAAUAAUUAAAAAAAGAACCGUUUACCUUUUUAAAUGCUUUAGGACUGAAUUUCUCUUUUAGAUGUUAUCCAUUAUUUAGAUCUAUAUAUUAAUAAUUUAUUAUAAUCACAAAGUUUCGACAUCAUAUUGGUGUAAAUAAUUAGAGUAGGUAUGAGAAUUUGUAAAUAUGAAUUUAUUCACUAUCAAAUAAUAAAUAAGAUUUUUUUUUAAAUGGUAUUGAUAACUAUAUUAUUAUGUUACAUCUAGUCUAUUUCAUAAUAUUAUUUAUACAAUAACGAAUGCAUUUUGUUCACCAAAUUUUUUGUACUUAACUAGUUCUAAGACUUAUUAAGCUUUGCAAUAUUAUAUACCUAAUGUUAUAUGAAAAUUAGUGAUUACGAAUAUUACGCACUAUUUUGCUUAUAUUAAGUGGAAUUUCUGUUAUUGUGAACUUAUUAGCUUAGAUCAUUUAAAUACGUCUAUCUAGAUAGACUGUGACAGUGUGUGAAAACGUCAAACAAAAUAGAGGUUAACUGUUGACCUCUAUUUUAAAGUGACAUACAAAUUGCGAGUGUUAGACGUAGCUUGUCACGCACAUUAAAGUUAUAAACCUGGCCUGUUUUCAUCGGUUGUCUUGCAGCAUGAGGCUCUAUCUAGGCGUAUUAAUUAUCUAAGCUUAUUAGACGUUUAGUGUAAAUAUAUGUGGAAAGAGAAUUAAAAAAAAAAACAAUCAAAAGGGUAAAAAAGUAAUUCCAUACUAAUCCCACACUUGAAUAAGUCCAACCCAUUUACGCAAGUUGAAAAUCUAUUAUCAAUUUUGUUUUCAACUUUAAAGAACAAUUGUUUUAAAAAUAUCACGAGGACAUGAUAUUUUUUCUGUCGAAGUAGUGCUAUAAUUAAUAUUAUGUAAAUUUAAAUUGUAAUAACUAAAUACAAUUUAUCCACACCAAUCUUUACAAACGUUUAUAAUAAAUAAUUAAUAAUUUGUUUUCGAAUAUUUUAUUUUAUGACUAAGUUCUCUUUAAGGUGUAAAUGUUAAUGAAUUAUCUAAGUAUUUUAUAAACUUUUCUCUUUGAGUAACUCGUGUGAAUGAAUAUUUUAUAGACGUUAAUUUAUAUAUUGGUAAAAAGAUUUCAAUAUAAUAAUUAAAUAAAUAUUUUUUUCUGCGUCAGUAAAUGAAAUCAUGACUAUAUAAUUGUAUUAAUUUCAAUGUGUCCCCUUUAAAGUGACUGUGAAAGCUGUGAACACGUCAUAAAAUAGCGGCGAAUUGUAAGCCUCUAUUUUUAAAAACGGACGCACACUAACCAUAAGUGAUGACGUAUCGUGAUUGUAAGACGCAGUUUAUCAUGCACUCUAAAAUAGUAAACCUGGCCUGAUAUCAUCCGUUGCCUAACAGCACGAGUCUCUAUCUAGACGUGUAAAUUAUCUUAGACUAUGGCAUUAUCUUGUGAAGAGUAUUUUCAAUGCUUAUUUUUUAAACUUAAUUUCGAACAACUCUCUAAAUUCUGCACGAGUUACUUUCUUGUAUGUGUAUAUUAGUUGAAUUGUAUUAUGAUUGGUAUAUUAAGUUAAGUUAUGUUGUAGGAUGUAUGUGAACUGUGAAUAAAUUGUGAAUUCGGAUGAA
Molecule: messenger RNA, 5244 nt
Organism: Leptidea sinapis
Lineage: Eukaryota; Metazoa; Arthropoda; Insecta; Lepidoptera; Pieridae
Gene: Btl
Product: fibroblast growth factor receptor homolog 1-like
Exons: 15
Coding region: 215-2764 (849 amino acids)
Biological process (GO): positive regulation of cell population proliferation; fibroblast growth factor receptor signaling pathway; protein phosphorylation
Cellular component (GO): membrane; signaling receptor complex
Molecular function (GO): fibroblast growth factor receptor activity; ATP binding
Source: RefSeq, a predicted model, not a curated record